Messenger RNA from Gamsiella multidivaricata, 1210 nucleotides. RefSeq lists its product as uncharacterized. Lineage: Eukaryota; Fungi; Mortierellomycota; Mortierellomycetes; Mortierellales; Mortierellaceae. The transcript is spliced from 2 exons. The record is from RefSeq and is a predicted model, not a curated record. Bases 336 to 1055 code for a protein of 239 amino acids.
GUAAUAAUAAAAGGAAAACCUAUGGCAUGAGGGGACGGCUCAUCUUUUUUUAACUCUAUGGACCAAAAAAGACUAGAAUAUGCCACUUCCAAAGAGAAUUCAGGUCUGGGCGUCAGUUGUCGAUGGCCCCGAAGACCGGCAAGGUGCAAUAUCCAUAAUAUAUAAACCCUCCACCUUCCUUCUUGUCCUCUUUACCCCCCCCCGCCCACACAAAUCGACCCCUGCCACCACCUCAUCCCUCCCGAAGACACCGUUGCGCCUCUUACUCUUACUCCUCUCAUCAGUCUCUUCAUCUACGACACCUUCCAAACAAACUACGCAUCUUCCUUUGAGCCAUGACCACCUUUCGUUUCUGGGCUGCAUGCCUUGUAGCCGUCGUGGUGCUGAUCGAGUCGACCACCGCCCACAUGGCUCUUCUCUAUCCCAUGCCGCGCGGAGGCAUCAGAGACAAGAAGCAGUACGAUGCCGAAGUCCAUGCAUUCGUCAAUUUCAAUAAGCACCGCACCAUGCCCUGCAACGGCUACAACAAGAUGGGACCUGUCACCAAACUCAAGGCUGGACAAACCCUCAACGUCCGAUUCUGGGGUCCAGCACUCAAGGGUAGCAACUUGGACCACCUUCCUGCCAAGCCUACUGGCAGCAAGCAGAUCAACCAGGCUCGUCACGGUGGUGGAUUCUGCGAGUUCUCUCUCAGUUACGACGGCGGCAAGACCUUCCACAAGAUUGGUCAGUACACGAAAUCAUGCCCUGACUUCUACUAUGAGUGGCCCGUCAAGAUCCCCGCCAACGUUCCCAGCUGCAACACCCCCGGAAAGUGCCUCUUUGUGUGGUCCUGGACUGCGGUGAACGUCCCACAGUUCUACAUCAACUGCGCGGAUGUGACGAUUGCUGGUGUGAAAGGCGGAAAGCUUCCAUCGAAGAGCAUUCAGGUUGUUGAUAUCCCCAACCAUAAGCAGAAAGUGACAGCACAAGGCGAUGGCUAUGACGAGAAGAUGGGCAAGGGACCCAUCAAGAAUGAGGUCAAUGACAACAUGAGCGGCAAAUUCCAGAAGUAAAGUACGAUAAAAUAAAAUAAGCAUAGAAAGGAAUGUGGCGCGUGGACCGCAGCUCUUCCUUGUGCUCAUAGACUUGAUAGACAUGGGUACACACUCCAAUGCUGGAGAUGAUCCAAAUAAAAUUUAAUUGUUUGGGACACAAAUGUUUGCGAGCC